GGUCAAAAGGGGGAGGGGGAGGACACACACGCGCACACACACGCACACACACACACACGGAAGCAUCCUCUGCUGAUGUCAGACUCCAGUCAUGUCGACCCUCCUCAGCACCAUCAUCUUCAUGGCUGUUCCUUCACAGACGUGUCUGACUGAAACACUGUGUAGGUGGUAACUGGAAGCUGCAACUCCACAUUUCUAAAGCUAAUUGAUGAUGGAUCUGUUCGGCCGAGGAGAGCUGGGGCUGCUGGGGGGAGGAGAGGGGCUCAGGGAUGACGUGGGGGUGUCUGGGAUCAGCUGGACGGCCAAUCGGCUGCCGGACGACAUGUACCCGGCGUCCGGAUUGGCUCUGGCCGCCGCCUAUCAUGACAUCAAGACCCGGCUGGCCAGUCUGGAGAGAGAGAACAGCAGUAUUAAGAGGAAGCUGAAACACUACGAGUUUCCUAUGAUCAGUGAGUUCGGAGAGGAGAGGAUCUUGUGUUGUUCCUGUGAGCCCAUCAUCAAGGACACCAGUGUGAUCCAAUCAGAGACCACCAACCUGCAGCAGAGGAUCAACUCCCUCACUCAGGAGCUCCAGAAGAGUAAGGAGAGAGAGGAGAGGCUGGAGGAAGUCAUCCAGGCGUAUGAGAAGAUUCACUUGGAGAAAAGCAACGUCCAGCAAGACCUGGACAAGAUGACCACUCUGGCCGAGCAGCAUGUGGAGAGGAUCCGGGGCCUGGAGUCGGCUCUCCGACAAAGAGAAAGUUCCCUCCAGAAGCUCAGCGCUCAGCUACGCAGCAAAGACUCACAUCAGUCACAGCUCCACGCCAGCCUGGACGUUCCCAGAGAGGGCCGUGGGCCGACGCUGCAGAGCUCCAGGAGUCUGGACGCCCUGUCGGACCUGAAGCUGCAGCGUCUGGAGGCCGAGCUGGAGGGGGCCCGACACCAGGCCGAGGGGGCCUGUCAGAGGGAGAAGGAGCUGAGGGCCGAGCUCCAGAGGCUGCAGCAGGAGGUGGAACAGCUGCAGGAUGCACAGAGACAGCUCUGUGUCCGCCAGUCCCAGGACUUGUCUCCACACUGUGAGCACUGCGACGUGGAAUGGAUCAAGAAAGCUGGAGAUGAGCAGGUGAACCUGGCGUUGGCCUACACUGAGCUGACCGAGGAGCUGGGUCGUGUUCGAGGUCUGGCUGCUAAACAGGGUGAUCUUCUGCGUCACGUUUCCCAGGAGCCUGUCUCUCGCCCUCCCACGGCUCCUCAGCGUCUCUCCCCCACCUCCCCCCAGCGCCCCUCGCUCUCCCCCGACAGACUCCUCCCCACCCCCUCACCCCCUCUGUCUCCUAAUGACGGCCCCGCCUCCUACUCCCAUCAGCCAACCAGCAGCCGUCUUCGGGCUAAGUUCCAGGGUCGCCGUAGUUACUCAGAGGUAACCGACCCGUCAGCCGUCCAGAGGCCCCCGGCUCGCCUGCUGAGGGACCCGGUGUCCACCCUCCCCAAGCCUCGGCCUCUCCUCGGGGAGACUUACAGCCAGAACAAGCCUCAGCUGAGGGCCUCCCUGGUGGGUCUGGUCAGACCGGCGUCGGCCCACGGAGCUGGAGGGGAGAGAGGGGGAGGAGGGGUAGGAGAGAGGGGAGGCGGCAGCAGCCUGAGCAGCAGUCCUCAUCACCACGCCCUGGACCUCAGCUUCCCUCUGGCUGCUGAGGUCCACCACUUCUGUCGCCUCGACGACCCACCGGACCCCACCCCACUGGUGACGCCCCCACAGUCCUCUGACGACGAAGAGGACGUGUGCACGUAUCUGUCACCGGCUGCCAGCCCGCCUCGGACGCUCGGCGCCAUCGGGAUUGGCUCCUCGUCACCUAGGGAACAGCCCCUGCACCCCUCGUUCCCGUCUCCUAGGAAACAGCCCCAUCAUCCCUCCUUCUCGGCCCCUGAGGGCCCGGCCACCCUCUCCUGCCAUCUGCCUCCCUACAUGAACACGGAGCAUGCUCAGUCGUGGCCGUCUAUUAAUCUAUGGAUGGAGUCUGAGGAGAACGCUGUUCGUAGCUGUCCUCUGUGUCAGCUGACCUUCCCCACCGGUUACCCCGACGACGCCCUCAUCAAACACAUCGACUCCCACCUGGAGAACAGCAAGAUCUGACUGUCUUCUUUUUUACUGGGCAUUUCUACACUCACUUUCACCUGAGACGGGCACCAGACUCGUCUUGUUGGUUUCUAUUUUAGUUUUAUCCAGGAAUGAUCUUUAGAGCUGCAUGCGUCUUUCAGGCCGUCUACAGAACCAUCCAGCCAUCGUCUUCUGGAUCAGGGGUUGCAUGCUGUGGGUUCAUUCCAGCCAAACUGAGGGUUAAACCAGCCACUUUCCACAAACAAAACCAGUCUGUGUUUUACCCUGCAGCUUAGAAAUCUCUUCGUUUUUGCUCACCAACGGCACCCAAAACCUCACAAAGCACCACAUCCAGAGUUCUGCAUCAGACGCAGGUUUUCCUCUUUUCUCAGCCAAACGUGUUCAUUUGUACAUAGAAGAACGAGGAGAGGACAAUAGAGCUGCAACAGUGGGAAACACUGAUGGCACAGACGGCAGCAGCUGACGCUCAUUUGGCAAAGUCACAUACACUGGUUUGAGAUCAGCCCUGGAGAAAAGAACCUGGAAGCAUUCAGAACAUGCAACGCCUCAGGCACUCGUUCUCUCCAAAUGCAAAAAAAACACCUGGAUGUCACACAAGGACACAGAUCUGUAAAGAGACGAAGACUAAAAUCUAAAAGUUUUCUGCAAGAAAUGAAAGAAAAUGAAGCGUACUUGUGAUGUGAGGACAAAGAAUCACUAUAAUAUGAUGUACAAUUCUGACAGCUGGUUUCCAAAUAUGUAAAAGAAGCGACUGAGCGUAAACAGAACUAAUCCUCUGAUUAGUGCAGAUUCAUUCUGCAGCACAGAAACCUAAAAGUGUGAAAUGCUCUCAAGGUUAGAAUGUGUUCAAAUAACAAAAAUGCACCUACUGCCAUCUUCUGGUGUGGACAUGGAAGUGCCUUGUUUAGAACACAGCUUCAAAAUAAAACAAACUAAAAAACAUCCACGACAUCUUUUCCCCAGAACUACUCACAUCACCAGCUUAUAAUCAUGACUUGUAUUUAAAAAUGUGGAAACAUAUCUCAGAAUUUCUAAGUUCUAUGACCAGAUUUCUUCUUUUUUCCCGUUUUUAAUAAUGAGAAGGUGCAUCACAUGUACAAGAUUUAUUAAUAUCUAUAAUUCUGACUGAUUUAUGACAUGUCUUAAUGUUUUACAGCACAUGGUAAUUAUUAGAGUUUUGUUUCUGUAAUUGUGGAAAUGUUUCUCACAAUUAUGAGAUUAUUAUUAGCCCAGUUUUCUGUGUAGAUUUUUAUAAACAUUCAUAACACCAACAUGUACCAUUCUGCUCCUGUAGCCAAAUCAAUAGGAAUCAACCAGAAUCAUCAUUUAAAGCUGAAUGUAUUUUACUGUUCUGUCUCAUAAGACAUUACACUGGGAGCAUUCCUCACUCUUGGCUUUCCGUUCUGUGUUUUGAGGGAAAUGCAGCUUCAGUUUCAGCCGUUUGUUGCUGAAGCUGCAGUAAAAUGCCAGCAGACCGCCCUGAACACGUCAGCUCUCAUCUCCAUCACAUCUGCGCUGAACAGACCCGGACUCGUGUUGAAAAACAUAUUUUUACUCUUAGCUGUUACUGUUCUAUGGAUGAAAGCCAAACUUACUAAGCAAGCAAAAAAAGGCAGACAGAAUCCAGGAUUACUGGAGAAGAAUAAAACCCUGUUACCACAGAGUGAGUCAUUCCUGGGAUGUUUGCUCCAGUAGCAGCAGGUCCAGGGUUCUCCUUCCUCCAGAACACUCUGCUGUGGACGGACGGACACUAGCUGCAGGAAAACAGAGCGGACAAGCUUGAAUUCCAGCAGAUUGACUGAUCUGACUGCUCCUCCUCCUGUCCAUCACUGCAGCACAUCCAGCUAGCAUCUGGAGAUGGAGACACUGGUUCCACUGGUUCCACUGGUUCCAGUUUGACCCCUGAGUGUCUCAUCUAGUUUGUGUACAUGCACUGAUGCAGUUUAGCUUAGCAGCAGCUGUGACACAAAUGACUCCUAUUCUUUGAGUGGCCUUACUGCUGUAGAGCCGUGCAGGUCUGAAGUUCUGUUUUCCACAAUUUUAAAACAUUUCACACUCAAUGGAUGAAGGAAAACCCCCUGAUCCGGUUCAAACAGGCAGAUGAAGCUAGUAAGGGGCCUUUGAGUUGGAAUGUUUUUCUGUGAGCAGUGACUCGUUAAAUUUUAAUUAUCUUUGAGAUGUCUGGGAUUUUUGCCUCCACUCCAGCUGAGUUCAACAAAAGAUGAGUUUAUAAAGCAUUCUGUUGGAAAAAAACCCCAAACAUCUGGAAGAGGAUCAGAUGUUCAGGGUUAUAGAUCCAGAAUAAAAGGACAGGAGUCUGAGAUAAAACAUGAAGUAACCCAAGAAAUGAAAGCACAAAUUCAAAAACUGGUGUUCAAACUAGACUAAGUCUUAGCAGGUCUGAAGUUUCAGCUGAAUGCAGGCAUGCUGAAACAAUGCUGGCACUGAACACAAACUACAGCCCAUAUUGGUGCACAUUAAAUUUAUUUUUUUAAGUAUUGGACAUCAAAUUAAUAAUUGAAUAAACUGCAACCUAAAAGAAUUAAUCUUGAAGAGGACACGCCUUUCAUUUCUCUGGUUAAAUGACCUGCUGGAUAUCAGAGUCCCAGGAUUCAUCUUCUGGCCACAAUCAAUGUCUGGAUUAAACUUGAAUUGCAAGACUUUAAAUGGUUAAGAUUAUUGAACUGGAUCAAAGCAGAGAAUCAGCCACCCAGCAGACUGACAUUAAACCAUGCUGCAUGGUACAGAUGCUGAGCUUCCAUUAGGUUGGUAUGGUAAGAGAAUGCUUCAUUAGACUACUGCUAAACGGUUUUAAAACAAUUAGAUCUUUUGCUAAAAUCUUUAGUACAAAAUACACACUUUCUGUGCUAUUCUUUCUAGUCUAGAACAUGCAUCCAAAAACGGUUAACAGUUUGUUCUGUGAAUUAUUUAGGAACAGUUUCUGGGGAAAAUAAGUUGAUGCUGCCGUUUUAUUUAUUUAUCUCCUUAAAAUGUCAGAACAUCCCACUGAGCUCCAUCACAGCUCUCAGUCCAAGUAGAGAGAGACUAAAUGAGACUAAAUUCAAAAAGCAGCUGAACAGUGUGAGCGUUCACUAGCAGAAAACUAAUAUUCAGUUCAGGCUAACAGACGUCUGUCCGCUGUGACUGCAGCUGAUGCUCUCUAAGAAUGACACUUUGUAAACUAUUACACACAUUUCUUAGCUCAGAACUAUUCAGAACCUGCUUCACACAUUUCAACACAGAUCUAAAGUUUUCAUUUAAGGGACCAAAAUGUCCAGAAUCAGAGCUGGAGUUUGGGUGGAGGCAGAAGUUUGAGACCGUAAAACUGAAGCCUUUGUGUUCAGUUAACCUCAGCAUGCUGAUGUCGCCACCUGCUGGAAGGACAAGGAAACAUCAUCUGCAAACAGCUGGACGUGAAGCUGUCUCCAUGAGGACUAAACCCCAGGAAGGACACAGAGUUUUGAACAUGUGGUUGGACACCAGUGUACAUAGUAAACAUGUAUGUACGAUACCACGCUAACUGAACUGCUUUAUUGUACAUAGAGUACAGAUACUAGGCUCGGGCUACAACAGGAGGAAUUAUUUCAUGGAUGGAAAUGUUUGACUGUCACUUUAACCUCUCUACAGGACCUCUUGUCAUGUAGGCGACAGGUUUUACUUUUUCUUUUUCUAUGGUGAUGUUUCAUAUCAUUUAGGAUUCUGGGUGUUGGGUCACUGCUCUCUUCAACUGAGGCUUCAUUGACACUGCAGCUGAUCCCAUCUAAGCCGACUAAAUUAAUUAAAGAAAUCCCAUAUCGACCAUUUCAAAGCUGAAACUUUACAUUUGUCAACAUCACAGGUCUCUCUGGAAACAUCACAGACUAAUGAGUAACCAGAACUUGGUUUCUGUGUCUUCAUCAUAUUCUGAAUGCAGACAUUCAUGCAAACAUGAAACAGAAGCCUAAAGUCAGGACCUUCUCCAUACCAACUGAGCUGCAGUGAGGAUGGAGCCUGAAACAGCUGCAGAAAAGUGAGAGAAAGCUGGUCACCGAGGAGAGAUCAGUGAAUCCAGGACUACAGGAAGUCAUUUAAUCACAAAUGUUUAUUUUCUAAACUUUCUAGCGGUGUAUUGGGUGACAGAUGGAGUUCUACUCAGUUCUUUCCACAGGUUGACUUCAUUGCAGACUGUAGUUGUGUUUCUGAGCUUCACUGACUAAUAUCUACUUUGACAAAUGUAUUCUGCACUCGAUUCUUUUAGGUUUGUUAUAUGAGGGUUUGAACGCAGCCAGCAGGGGGCGUCGUUUGUUUCCCCCUUGCUGUUGUCCUGGAUACCUCACUGUUACUCCACUGUUUACAACAUCAGCAGGAAAGCAGAGUAAAGGCUUUUCAACCAAUAAAUCGUGUUAGAACUGUG
This is a messenger RNA of Acanthochromis polyacanthus (spiny chromis), 6491 nucleotides long. RefSeq names its product TANK-binding kinase 1-binding protein 1-like. The record is from RefSeq and is a predicted model, not a curated record. The coding region runs from base 209 to 2113 and encodes 634 amino acids. NCBI's taxonomy places the organism in Eukaryota, Metazoa, Chordata, Actinopteri, Pomacentridae. Gene Ontology annotation, biological process: canonical NF-kappaB signal transduction. Gene Ontology annotation, cellular component: cytoplasm. The transcript has 14 exons.